This is a messenger RNA of Pogona vitticeps (central bearded dragon), 2706 nucleotides long. It is a transcript of the gene DUSP6, whose product is annotated as dual specificity phosphatase 6. Gene Ontology annotation, cellular component: cytosol; cytoplasm. The record is from RefSeq and is a predicted model, not a curated record. NCBI's taxonomy places the organism in Eukaryota, Metazoa, Chordata, Lepidosauria, Squamata, Agamidae. Gene Ontology annotation, biological process: positive regulation of apoptotic process; negative regulation of ERK1 and ERK2 cascade; regulation of heart growth. Gene Ontology annotation, molecular function: MAP kinase tyrosine/serine/threonine phosphatase activity; protein tyrosine/threonine phosphatase activity; MAP kinase tyrosine phosphatase activity.
AACUGCCUGGCGCUGAUGGGGAACGGGGCGGGGGGGGGAGAAGGCGGAGUAUGUGGCAAGGCUGAUUAAAAGGGACAUUGAUCACAUCAAGGGGAUUCGGAAGAAAAGAGGAAGGAGAGAGAGAGAGAGAGAGAGAGAAGGUGGCCGUUGGGGUGGGCAGGAAGCGUGAUGAGAGGAGCGGCGGCAGCAACAACCCGGGCGACCAGAGGCUAGCUUGCACACCGGGGGGAGAGGGAGCGAGAGCGAGAGGAAGCCAGGCAAAGGCAAAAAGCGCUACCGCAGGGGAGCCAAAUGCAGGAUCUGCCUGGUAGCACUCUUUCUAUCUAAUGCAUGUCCUCCCUGCAGUGUGCAAAGGCGCCCAAGCACGUUUAAUUGGAUUUCGGCCUCUCCGCGGGAGGAGGAGGGUCGCGGAGUGCCUGGACUAGGAGGAGAUCGACGAUUAGGGAGGUUCAUUCGGGGUUUCAUAAACUAGGCAAAAAAAGAAAAAGGGGGGGGGCGAGAGAGAGGGAGGAAGAACCCGAAGAGAUCCAGGGCAAGCGCCAAGCUCGCGAGGGGGCCCAACUGCCCUAAGGCCACGGCGUGGGGCUCGCUCUUCUCCCGCUGCAGGCGCUUUUCGGCCGCGCGUCAAUGAAGCGAACGGGAGCGAGUCGAGGGCCAAGGUAGGCAGAGAGCCUCUCGCCGAGGUCUCUCCUGGUGCCUCUUCUCUCCCCGUGGCCCUUUUCCGAGCCGGGCAGUUUCGCGAGGCCUCCCCGCCGCUCGCGGCCGGCCUUUCCUCAUGCUAGAUACGCUCCGACCCGCGGUCUCCCCCUUCGCGUCGGAGAUGGCGCUCUGCAAGACGGUGGCGUGGCUGAACGAGCAGCUGGAGGUGGGCAACGAGCGGCUGCUGCUGAUGGACUGUCGCCCGCAGGAGCUCUACGAGUCCUCGCACAUCGAGUCGGCCAUCAGCGUGGCCUUGCCGGGCAUCAUGCUGAGGCGGCUGCAGAAGGGCAACCUGCCGCUCCGCGCCCUCUUCGCCAGCGGCGAGGAAGAGCGCGAGAAAUUCGCCCGCCGCUGCGGCACCGACACCGUCGUCCUUUACGACGAGAGCAGCAGCGAGUGGAACGAGAACACGGCCGGCGACUCGGUCCUGGGGCUGCUCCUCAAGCGCCUCAAAGACGACGGCUGCAAGGCCUUCUACCUGGAAGGUGGUUUUAGCAAAUUCCAGGCAGAGUAUGCCCUGCACUGCGAAACUAACCUAGACAGUUCAUGUAGCAGCAGUUCUCCUCCAUUGCCAGUUCUGGGCUUAGGCGGCCUCCGAAUCAGCUCAGACUCCUCAUCAGACAUUGAGUCCGACAUUGACAGGGAUCCCAACAGUGCUACUGACUCUGAUGGCAGCCCCUUGUCCAACAACCAGCCUUCGUUCCCAGUGGAGAUUCUACCUUACCUCUAUCUGGGCUGUGCCAAGGAUUCUACUAAUUUGGAUGUUCUGGAAGAGUUCGGCAUCAAAUACAUCCUGAAUGUCACUCCCAACCUGCCUAAUCUUUUUGAGAAUGCUGGCGAGUUUAAAUACAAGCAGAUUCCUAUCUCCGACCACUGGAGCCAAAAUUUGUCUCAGUUCUUUCCUGAGGCCAUCUCUUUUAUAGAUGAAGCCCGUGGGAAGAACUGUGGAGUGCUUGUUCACUGCCUGGCAGGAAUCAGCCGGUCAGUCACAGUGACAGUCGCAUAUCUUAUGCAAAAGCUCAACCUGUCAAUGAAUGAUGCUUAUGACAUUGUCAAGAUGAAGAAAUCCAACAUCUCUCCCAACUUCAACUUCAUGGGACAGCUGCUGGACUUUGAGAGGACUCUAGGACUGAAUAGCCCUUGCGACAACCGUGUGCCCAGCCAGCAGCUGUAUUUCACCACUCCUGCCAACCAAAAUGUCUUCCAGGUGGACUCUCUGCAGUCCACGUGAGUGCCAGCCAGUUCCAGCUCUUCCAACCUUGGAUCAAGUGAUCAUUCCUCGAUGCUUCUAUUUGAUGGCAGCAAGGGAGUGCCGCUCUCUUUGUGGGCAACGCGAUUGAGCAGCGGCUGCCUGUGUGCUAAACAAAAUAAAAGGUUAAAAAGUUCGGAAUCAGCUAUUGGAAAGGAAGGAAACUUACUCAGUUCUCCAGGGUUAGGGUGGGUGGGGUGGGGGUGAGAGGAACUUCAGUUGUUGCCUAGGUAAGCAGCAUAUUUUGCUCAAUGCACAAAGAUCCCACCUAUGCAAGGACUUGGAACUGAGGACUUCCAAACACAAAUAGGGGGAAAUAGACACUCUGAACACAUGUCCUCUGUUGUGAGACUGGGAGAAAUGUAUUACUUGCAUUUUUAAUAUAUAUGUGGUUGUCUUCAGUGAAGACUAAAUGUUUAUUUUCUUUUUCCUUAUAUUGAUUUAGAGGAGCCAAAGAGAGAGGUUUCAGCUCAGUAUAUUUUGAAUGUUUGUUUGCCAAGAGCAUUGUCAGGCUUGGCUUGAUUGAUGUAAAUGUUUUAAAUCUCAAAUUGAUAAUCAACAUCAGUUUAAUGAUAGGUACAUGAGGUCAACUAGAGGGAUGUCAUUUUUCUCCACUCUUGAGUAAUCCAUUCAUUUUGCCUGCGAAUGGUAAAUUUGCAGCAUGCUUACUUUUCUUGUUGAAACUAAGUACAUUUUCUUCCUUCAUUAGAAAAUGGAUGUCUCUGCUUUUGAGGUUUGUUUAUUCACACUGUGUGAAU